Xylaria bambusicola is the source of this 2144-nucleotide messenger RNA. RefSeq names its product putative cytochrome P450. Gene Ontology annotation, molecular function: heme binding; oxidoreductase activity, acting on paired donors, with incorporation or reduction of molecular oxygen; iron ion binding. NCBI's taxonomy places the organism in Eukaryota, Fungi, Ascomycota, Sordariomycetes, Xylariales, Xylariaceae. The record is from RefSeq and is a predicted model, not a curated record. The transcript has 5 exons. The coding region runs from base 1 to 1497 and encodes 498 amino acids.
AUGCAUUUCCUCAUCAAUUGCAACCGAUUCAUUCAAGACUUGAAUGUUGCAGUCGUUACAAUCAUUGUGUUGAUAGGUACUAUCUCUAUCAAAUGGAUGUCACGAAAGCACGCAACCCAUUUUGUUGUCGUUGGCAGAAAGACAAGCAAACUUCCAUUUGCUGCCCAGAUUAACUGGUAUAGAAACGGUUCUGCACUUAUACACGACGCGUAUAAGAAGUUUCGAGAUGAGGUCGUCCAACUUCCAGCGACCGACCGCCAGUCUAUUAUUCUUCCUCUGCGGUAUCUAAUAGAAGUUUCAGCGCUUCCUCAUAGUAUUGCAAGUGUUUCACAAGCCACUUCUGAUUUCUUCAUGGGACGAUGGACCACUCUUCAUGUUGGUAUUUUCGGUCGCCCAACGCUAGACGCAAUCCGAUCACAGCACAUUAGCCGCCUUAGCCGCCAGCUUGACGUAGAUUGGCGCCCAAUAGCUGUUCACCCGGCGAUUCUUUCAAUAAUUUCUCAGACUGGGAUGAGAACGAUUGUUGGGCCUGAGGUAUGUAGGCAGUCGUGGUGUCUCAAAAACUCCACUGGGUAUGCGAGAAAUGUGUUCAUGGCAGCAACCAUUCUCAAGUUUACACCUGCAUUUCUGCAGCCCCUUAUCUUUGUCCUCACCCCUUACAUAUAUCGAAUACAAUUUUAUCGCCACAGAUUCUUUAAAGCUAUCGCCCCAUACAUAAGACAGCGCAUUGAAUUGCACAAUUGUUACUCAGACCAUUCGCUCUCCCGGCCCAAGACCGAACAUGCGCAUACACUGGAUUGGCUGAUCCAUUACUCACCCCCUGAUGAGUUAACCCCCGAGAUCAUUGCCGAUCGUCUGAUGGGUGUGGCGUUUGGUGCUACUCACACAACGACAAAUCAUAUCACAAACUGCAUUUUCGAUCUUGCGGCUAAUUUUGAACAAUGGGCCCCACCGUUGCGUGAAGAAAUCGAACAGUUUAUAGGUUCAAAGAAAACAGGCAUAACGAGCGCGGAUCUUUCCAAUAUGUGGAAGCUUGAUAGCUUUAUGAAAGAGGUUCAGAGGUUGCACCCUCCAGGCAAACUGUCGGUAAACCGCACAGCCAUCAAGUCAUUCGAGCUUUCUACGGGUGAAAAAAUUCCAUCUGGUGUUCACAUUUCAUUCCCUGGGGCCUUCAUAUCCUUGGACGAUAGCCAAUUUAAAGACGCCAAGACGUUUGAUGCAUUUCGUUUCGAGCGGCUACGCAAAGACCCAAACACCAAUCAGCAUGGACUUCGAUUUACGUCUUCUUAUGCGGGGAGCCUGCAUUUCGGGCAUGGGCGUCAGAUAUGCCCUGGUCGUUUCUUGGGAAGCGCCUUGAGCAAGCUUUUAAUCAUUGAAAUCCUGCAACAUUAUGAUAUGAAGUUAGAGAAUGGCAAGGUGCGACCGGAAAGCGUUUUGAUUGGGGAUAUGAUCAUUCCAAAUACGAAUUACAAGGUUCUAUUCCGGAGCCGACAAUAGAAUGAACCAGGCAACUGUUUGUUUUGGGGAGUCUGUAGCCGCAUAUCACAAGCUUUGGCUAUUUUUGAAUUGGUAUGUCUAAUUGCAUAUAGUGACUCUGUCGGCACUGAAUACGUCAUUUGCAUCUGUCAAACGUAUUCGACAUUGUUUGCUGAAUAGGCAAGGUUAUUGGUUUCUCCCAAUGCUCCCACGCGACCUAACAAGUCUGAAGAAAAUUUAAGUGGUCGCGCGAACUCCGGCUACUGUAAUAUAUGUAAUAGAUGACAUGUUAUCGUAUUUGAUUAUAUCUGCUAUUGUUAAUGAGCCUCUGCAUUUUCAAGGUAGUCUGAUACACAGGAAAUAUGGGACUCAUCUCGCCAGUAGAUGUGUAUCGGUGCCAAGCUACACGCAUUCAGAAGAAACAACAUGUGCUCUCUUUAUCAACACUAGAAACUCCCCCCAAAAUGUAAUGCCUGUACUAGAUGGAUGGCAGAGCCUCCUCUCCUGAGUUAUCUAUGCAACUAGUGAUAGGUAAGAGUUUCAAAGGCGCUAUGUGCAGGAGCAGUUCGGCCCCCUUUUCCAUUAUUGAAUGAUAUCUAGAGAUAAAUUUUUCGAAAAUUGAUGUUGGGCCAUCUAUGACACGGAAUCGUGAGUAGAACACCUUUCAU